Prunus armeniaca (apricot) is the source of this 795-nucleotide messenger RNA. NCBI's taxonomy places the organism in Eukaryota, Viridiplantae, Streptophyta, Magnoliopsida, Rosales, Rosaceae. The record is from the annotation of a GenBank genome assembly.
AUGAGCCAGGAACAGCCACGGAGGCCUCAGGAAGACAAACAGCAGGACAAGCCGGAGCCCAUCAAAUACGGCGACGUCUUUUCCGUCUCUGGGGACCUCGCAAAGAAGCCCAUUGCACCACAAGAUGCUAACAUGAUGCAGACCGCUGAGACCAUGGUGUUUGGGCAGACCCAGAAGGGCGAUCCGGCCGCUGUCAUGCAGUCGGCCGCCACCCGAAACGAAAGAUCCGGCCUUGUUCGCCAUGACCAGGCCACGGAUGUUGGUGGAAAUGAAGGUGUCACUGUCACAGAGACUGAUGUCCCUGGAAGCCGCAUCGUCACUGAAGCAGUUGGUGGACAGGUGAUUGGGCAGUAUGUGCAGCCCACGCCGGUGGCGCAGGUAGCUGCGGGGGGAUUUAUGGAGCAGAACGCAAUCACUAUCGGGGAAGCACUGGAAGCGUCCGCCCAAACAGCCGGUGAUAAGCCAAUUGAUCAAAGUGAUGCCGCAGCCAUUCAGGCUGCGGAGGUGAGAGCCACGGGCACCAAUGUGAUAAGCCCAGGUGGGCUAGCUGCCAUGGCUCAAUCUGCGGCAGCAUACAAUGCCGGGACUCUGCGGGAGCAGGACAAGAUCAAGCUCACAGAUGUCCUCUCGGGUGCUACUGGGAAACUGCCCGCGGACAAGGCGGCGACGAGGCAGGAUGCUGAAGGAAUUGCAAGUGCUGAGCUCCAAAACAACCCGGAAAUGGGAACGCGUCCUGGGGGAGUGGCGGCUUCCGUGACCGCAGCUGCAAGGCUCAAUGAGAAUAUAAAGAUGUGA